GGAUACAAAAGUUUUGGAGACUCAUUGCUUUGGGUUGUUUAAUUUCUGGCGAGUUUCUCCUGACUCGGGUGAUUAUUUAGCCAUAAAAAUCUUUCACUUCCCUUACCUUCUCCUCUGAUCCCUUCCACCAACACCUCCCUCCCUCCAUUCCACAGCUCAGGAAUGCCAGGAACCUCACGGGAGCCUCGGGGCGCUGCUAUUAAUGAGACAACCCCGCUCCUAAACAAUAAUUCUCCCGAUUUACCCUCAUAUUCUGGCGAAGUCAACGACGCGACAGAUAAUGGAUCGUCCACCGUAUUGUCGUCGGACGAUGACCCCACUCUCCUCAGUCUCUCUCGGGUCAAUUCGCUCCCUCAAGGCUUAGAAAUCGAACCCAAUCUCGAGCGCAUCCCUUCAUUCACGAAGCCAGCACCGACUGAUCCAGAGGGGGGUGCCUCGAAGGAAAGCACCGGCUAUGCAUCGCGUUUCAUGAAUGUUUCGCCGGUGAGGUUUUGGCUGAUCUUCUCGGGCAUCUUACUGGGUUAUGUCAUAGGGUUCUUUGACUCAACCUUGAUGGCGUCCAGUCACCCAGUGAUUACCUCGCAUUUUCACGCUUCGAACGCAGCCUCGUGGUUGUCCACGGCGUUCCUGUUGACGUCGACUGCGUUCCUGCCUCUGUUCGGACGGAUCUCCGAUACGUUCGGCCGGAAGCCCGUGUAUUUGUUCGCGAUCGCCAUCUUCUUUCUUACCACCGCCUGGUGCGGGUCCGCCCAGAGUAUCGGGAGCUUCAUCGCAGCCCGCGCCUUUUGCGGGCUUGGAGCCGGCGGUGUAUUCUCCAUGGGAAUGAUCCUGUCCAGUGACUUGGUCCGCAUCGAAUAUCGCGGGGUUUACCAGUCCUACAUCAACCUGUUCCUCGGGGUUGGGGGCUGCUUGGGUCUCGCCUUCGGUGGAUAUCUGUGCGAUCAGGUAGGAUGGAGAGGUGCGUUCUACGUCCAACUGCCCUUUAUCUUCGUCUACUUUAUCGUCGCAGCGUGGACCACCCCGGCCGACCUGGGCGUGAAGACGGCCAGAGCCGAACGCAAGUCGUUCCGGCAGUUGAUCAAGCAACUUGACCUGGUGGGUUCGUUGAUCUUGGUCCUCGGGGUCACGGCGUUGAUUAUGGGUCUCAACCUGGGCGGCAACGUGUACAGCUGGACGCAUCCCGUCGUGAUCACGUCCUUGGUCAUGGCUAUGGUCUUGGCCGCCGUCUUUGUGCGCUACGAACGCAACGUGGAGCGCGCGGUCAUGCCGAUCUCAUUCCUGUCGAGGCAGCCUCGCGCGAACCUUAUCUUUGGAAACUUUUUCGGAUCCAUCGCAGUCAACACGAUGGUAUUCAAUGCCCCCCUGUAUUUCCAGGCCGUCAAGCUGGCGACCCCGACGGAGUCGGGACUGAGGCUAGUGGCGGCCACUCUUGCCGUCACCGUGUCUAGCGUCUCGACUGGCUUUUUGAUCACCUGGUCGAAACGCCUGAAGCCGACGGUGAUUAUUGGAGACGUCUUUCUUUUCCUUGGCGGUUGCGCAGCGGCUUCCAUGGGUAUAGGCACGCCCAAUGGGAUUGCCAUGAUCUGCGUUGCCCUCUGCAGUCUCGGGCAAGGGUUCUCCUUUCCGUCGUUGAUGGUAUCCGUGCUCGCGACCAGCGAGCCCGACGAGCAGGCCGUGGCGACGACAACGCUGGGCUUAUGGCGGAACCUAGGAUCCGUGAUGGGCGUUGCCACCAGCAGCUGGAUCUUCCAGAACACUUUGGUCUACCAUCUCGAGCGCAUGGUCACCGGACCGGAGAAAGACCACAUCAUCUUCCUUGUGCGCAAGUCCGUCCAGGCCGUAGCCACGCUGGACCCGACCCACCAGCAAGAAGGUAAGUUUGUUUCUCAUUGUUACCUGGAAUCCCUUGCAUGGAUGAGGCGUGUGAGUCACAUUUUCUAACAAAUGUGCAGUGAUUGGAGCGUAUGCCGCCGCCCUUCGUGUAACUUUCGGGUCUGCGGCACUCUGGGGCGCAAUGAUGCUCCUCAUGCACUUUCGACUCCGGUUGCCUCGAUUGGGCAGUAAGGCUUAAUUAGCCGACUGGUGUUCCCUGCGCACUGUCUGUUAUUUUACAUGAUAUGCUUACUGUAAGUGGUAGCUUUCUUCGGUUCUCCCAGUAGGCACUAGUAGUGCGGCAAGGGCAUUCAUUUGCAGCGUUUUGCAUGAGACAUACAAGAUCUUAUACGAUCUAGACAAAAGUUUGAGAUAUUUUCGGCCAUGACUUUAUCAAGAAUGACUACGAUGUAUAUACACUAUUGAAUGAGAAAAGUUAU
This is a messenger RNA of Aspergillus melleus, 2312 nucleotides long. RefSeq names its product putative MFS multidrug transporter. Gene Ontology annotation, biological process: basic amino acid transport; transmembrane transport. Gene Ontology annotation, cellular component: fungal-type vacuole membrane. Gene Ontology annotation, molecular function: basic amino acid transmembrane transporter activity. Lineage: Eukaryota; Fungi; Ascomycota; Eurotiomycetes; Eurotiales; Aspergillaceae. Bases 163 to 1941 code for a protein of 592 amino acids. The transcript has a single exon. The record is from RefSeq and is a predicted model, not a curated record.